Molecule: messenger RNA, 1210 nt
Organism: Closterium sp. NIES-65
Lineage: Eukaryota; Viridiplantae; Streptophyta; Zygnematophyceae; Desmidiales; Closteriaceae
Source: the annotation of a GenBank genome assembly
AUGAAGGUAGAUGACGGGUCGCAAGUGGCUGGCUGGCGGGUCUUAGGUGGUGCAGUGGGUGUGACGGUAUCAGCAGCUGCAGGCUUGAUGGUAAAGGCAGCUACAGGGGUGGCAGUGCAAGCAGGGGCUGUUGGGACGGUGAAGGCAGCAGGUGGGACGGUGGAGGCAGCAGGCUGUAGUACAGCUGUCCGCGCGGCGGGUAACACUUUCGGCACCGCAUUUCGGGUUACCACAUUUGGCGAGUCGCACGGCGGAGGGGUAGGCUGCGUCGUCGACGGUUGCCCUCCGCGCCUGCCGCUCACAGAGAAGGACCUCCAGGUCGACCUGGACAGGCGUCGGCCGGGCCAGUCGCGAAUCACCACACCCCGCAAGGAGACAGACACGUGCCGGAUUCUGUCAGGCACUGCUGAAGGGGUGACGCUUGGAACGCCAAUCGCGGUUCUCGUGCCAAACCAAGACCAGAGGGGAGGGGACUAUUCUGAGAUUGCAGUGGCUUACCGCCCUUCCCACGCCGAUGCAACAUACGACUUUAAGUACGGCGUGCGAGCCAUUCAGGGCGGAGGCAGGUCGUCAGCUCGUGAAACUAUUGGCCGAGUGGCGGCCGGCGCAAUUGCCAAGAAGCUUCUGGCCCUCCACUCAGGCACCGAUGUGAUCGCGUUCGUUUCUCAAGUGCACCACGUGGAUCUGCCAGAGGAUGCCAUCGACCUCGAUACAGUCACACUGGACCAGGUUGAGGCGAACAUCGUACGUUGCCCCGAUGCCGCCAUUGCAGAGCGGAUGAUCGAUGCGAUUGACGCUGUGAGGGUGAAGGGCGACUCGUGUGGCGGCGUGGUCACGUGCGUGGCCAGGAACGUCCCUCGGGGUCUGGGCUCGCCUGUGUUUGACAAGCUAGAGGCCGAGCUAGCACGGGCGCUCAUGUCUCUGCCGGCCACCAAGGGGUUUGAGAUCGGGAGUGGCUUCUCAGGCACGCGCAUGUUGGGAAGCGAGCACAAUGACGAGUUUUAUGUUGCCCCCGAUGGUGCCAUUCGCACUCGCACCAACCGCUCGGGGGGCAUUCAGGGGGGCAUCUCGAACGGGGAGAACAUUGUGGUGCGCGUGGCGUUCAAGCCUACUUCCACCAUCACGAGGAGUCAGCGCACGGUGACUCGCGAGGGCGUGGAGACAGAGCUUAAGGCGCGUGGCCGGCAUGAUCCCUGUGUGGUGCCCAGAG